GUUUUACUUAUAUCCGUCACCGUAUCCAGUCAAACCGAGUAUUUCCCAUCAAAGUCAGGACUGGUUUGGAUAUUACUCAUGAGUACAGGUUUAUUUGUCAUUCCUACUCAUCACCUAAACCUGGCUCCCUCUUUGCCUUCCUAUUUACCUCAACUACUACAAGGCUAGCCCCAGCGCUAAAACAAGUAUCGGUCCCGUUCUCAGCCAAGUCAACAUUUCCCCACUCGCACUCACAUUCAAAUCGAAGCCACAUUCUUCUUUUACACCACGUUCCACUUCACCUUUCUUCUCAACCGAUGAGUUUCGAGCCUCUGAACCCUCAACACCUAAGUCAACAGUCUCAUGCUUGACAACAAUCGUUUCAUUGUGAGCAACUCUUCCACCACCAGAAAUCGUCCCCACUCAAGUUUGGGAUCUCAUCCCCUUCUCAUUUCUCACGGAACCCUAAUUCUACAAACACCGUAUAGUUAGGGUAAUAAAAAAAACGAAUAGUUAUUGAGCCAAUGCAGCCCAUUAGGGUUUCAGUUUGAAGACCCUCAGACCCUCUCACACGGUCACACCGCACCGCACCGCACCAGCCACCAUAGCUGCCAUCUCACCGCACCAUAAGUCAUUGCAUAGCUGCCACCGCACCACAUUGCAAGUCACUGCGCGCACCACGCAUCGGGGGCCACUGCGCGCGCAAGCCACCGCGAGCCGCCGCACACAUCGGAGCCACCGCGCGCACAACGAGCCGCCGCACGCAUCAGAGCCACCGCGCGCACUGCAAGCUGUCGCACGCACCGUGAGCCACCGCGAGCCACCACGCGCAAAUCAGACAGGAUGCCACGUGGAUGAGAAAAUGCAUGGGGGUGGGCGUUUUGCAGAAAAAGCCUCCCCCUAGGCACCUUAUGUGGCUAAUGUGGCAGCUGAGCCACGUGAAAAAGAAAGAGCAGGUGGGGGAGGCAUUUUUCAGAAAGAGCCUCCCCACCAGGCGCCUUCUGUUUACUUAUGACAUGUGACAUGUUGGAGAAGAAAGAGCAGGUGGGGGAGGCGCCAUCUGUUUACGUGCUGACAUGUUUCAAUGCGCCUCUCCCCCAGGCGCGUUGUACGUGAUGCCCUAGCCCCAGGCGCGUUGUACGUGACGCCUUAGCCUCAGGCGCUAUCAAAUUCAAACACUAGUUAAAUGUAGAACGUGUUAUUGGGUCUCACAAAAUUCAGUUCCUCCAGUGUGGUCCAGGUGCUAUCAUAUUUUAUUUGGUGGUCCAGGGUAGUGCAAGUUUAGGGUUCGAACCUCGGGACCUGACAUCUCCAAAACCUUUACAUUCAUCUACUCCAAAGAGGAAUGGGAGACGCAGACGAAAACGCUUGCAUCGAUGAAAUAUUGGAUUUCAAGGGGAAGAAAAAAAUCAAGAAUACAAACCAAGCGACAGAGACAGGUGCUGUGAAGGAACCAAAUUCUGCAACCGUCAACGAUGGCGAUGAUGUUAGUUCUACCUGUGGUUUUAGGAUUUCUCCAUUUGAUUUCUCGGUUGAGAGUUUCUUCCGAGACAUGGACACCAUUGCCAGACUCUGCGGGGAAGAAGAACACGGUGCUACUUUUGACCAGAGUGAGAUUCAGAGAAUGUCUUCUUCAGUCACUUUCUUAAGAGAAUGGAGAGAUUUUAAGUAUCCAUCAAGAAACAUUAAGUUUGCUUACGGACUUGAGAGCCCUGAUUGUUCUGUGGGAAAAUAUGUCAGUACCAUUAAUUUGCCUCCAUUUUCAUCUGCCUCCAUACCUGAGCAUGAUAUGCAAAAGGAGCAACUUGGGGAGGCCGAGGCUCAGGAAUGCAGAGAUUUUGUGAUGAAUGUUGGAGGCUCUGUUUGGGCACUAGAUUGGUGUCCUCGGAUACAUGAAAAGCCUGAUUGUUCAAUUAAAUGUGAGUUUAUUGCUGUUGCUGCUCAUCCACCUGGUUCUUCUUAUCACAAGAUGGGUGCCCCACUUACUGGUAGAGGUGUCAUACAAAUAUGGUGUCUUCUAAAUAUCAGGGAACACAAUGACAAGUCAACACUAAAAACUAGGCCUAAAGGAAGACCUAGAAAAAAUCCAGCAGGGGUAGAUGAUAUGAAUUGUGAUAAAAAAGAUGGAGGCACAAAUGACAAAUCAACACAAAUAAAGAGGCCUAAAGGAAGACCUAGAAAAAAUCCAACAGUGAUAGCAGUUGAUGAUAUCGAUUGUAAUAAAAAAGAUAGUGGUACAAAUGACAUAUCAACACAAAUAAAGAAGCCUAGAGGAAGACCAAGAAAGAAUCCAACAGUGACAACAGGGCAUGAUAUGAAUUGUGAUAUCCAGUAUAUGUCAGCUCUUGCUGUUCAAUUUCCAGAAAAUUCUACUAAGUUUCCUACUCCAGAUGGGAAUCAUGAAAACAAUGAAGAAAAACUUCCUGAAGGCCCAAAUGACAAAUUGACACAAAAAAGGAGGCCUAGAGGAAGACCUAGAAAGAAUUCCACAGUGAUUGUAGUGGAUGAUAUGAAUUGUGAGACCCGGAACCAGUCAGCUUGUGACGUUCAAAUUGCACAAAAUUCUACCGAGUUUCCUGCUUCCGAUGGGAAUUUUGAAAAGAAUGAAGAAAUACUUCUUAUUACAUACAAAAGAAAAAGAGGAGCUAAAAGAAAUAAUGAGACAAAUGAAAAAUCAGCAGUAAUAAAGAGGCCUAGAAGAAGACCUAAAUCAAAUUCAAGAGGAGUAAUGGAAGAUGGUUCAAAUUGUGAGGAUGAAUCUAUGCCUCUUGAUGUUCAAGUACUAGAAGAUUCAACUGAAUUGCUUUCUCCAGAUGUGGCUCAUGACAAUUGCAAUGAAUAUGCUAUGCAACAAUAUUCUGUUACAAAGCAAAGGCAUGCCAAGGAAGCUGUUUCUGCCUGCAAUACUAUUUCAACAACUCUUGUUAAAAGCAGUGGAUUAAAAAACAAUCAUACUGAGGACAUAUAUGGCCAUGACAUAAGUCAGCCAGUACAGUAUGAAAAUGAGGCAAAUCAUCAACCACAUUGUACCUCUGAAUUGGAAGCUCAACCAGCUACUUGUUCUAUUCCAGAGGAUAUAACUUUGCCUAGAUUAGUCUCUUGCCUAGCUCAUAAUGGAAAAGUGGCAUGGGAUGUGAAAUGGCGACCUACUAACAUUUCUGAUUCUUUUGGAAAAUACCGAAUGGGCCAUCUGGCUGUCUUGUUGGGCAAUGGAUCUUUGGAAGUGGUGGCUUUGUGGAAAUUUUGUACAAAUUCUUCAUCAAAAUGCGAGGAUUCAAAGCCCGUGCUUUGUUUUGGUGCGGAUACAGUUCCUAUUAGAACUGUUGCCUGGGCUCCAUUUGAAGGUGAUCCAGAGAGUCCUAAUAUAGUAGUAACUGCCGGACAUGAAGGCCUUAAGUUUUGGGAUCUACG
Molecule: messenger RNA, 3390 nt
Organism: Cajanus cajan (pigeon pea)
Lineage: Eukaryota; Viridiplantae; Streptophyta; Magnoliopsida; Fabales; Fabaceae
Source: RefSeq, a predicted model, not a curated record